Messenger RNA from Carassius carassius (crucian carp), 1525 nucleotides. Its product is annotated as E3 ubiquitin-protein ligase TRIM63-like. The coding region runs from base 160 to 1200 and encodes 346 amino acids. Gene Ontology annotation, molecular function: zinc ion binding. The transcript has a single exon. The record is from RefSeq and is a predicted model, not a curated record. NCBI's taxonomy places the organism in Eukaryota, Metazoa, Chordata, Actinopteri, Cypriniformes, Cyprinidae.
UGGCCGAGGGUAGUAUAAAGGCCAGGGCCACUUUGCCCCAGAACAGAUCUAACAACUGCAGGGAAUCAUUUACUGCCGUGCCACAGCUUAUUUUUUUACUUUUUGGGGGAAGACAGACAUUGAAGUUAUACAGCAAAAGGCUUCAAAUCGACCAUUAACAUGGACAUUCAGCGAGCUUCCUUGUUGUUGGGGUCUCCUGGCUCCAUGGAGAGCCUUGAGAAACAACUAAGCUGCCCGAUUUGUUUGGACAUGUUCACCAAACCGGUGGUGAUACUGCCCUGUCAGCAUAACCUGUGCCGUGGAUGUGCUAGUGAUCUUUAUGACUCUCGAAACCCUUAUCGUUUCUCUGGUGGUGUCUUCCGGUGCCCUACUUGCCGUUUUGAAGUGGUUCUUGAUCGUCAUGGCGUGCAUGGACUUCAGAGAAAUCUUCUGGUUGAGAACAUAAUUGACAUAUACAAACAGCAGCAGGAAGGUGGAAGUGGUGGCAGCACCACAGAAACGCCAAUAAAACCUAAAAGCUCUAAAGAACCAAUGUGCCAAGAGCAUGAGGACGAGAAGAUCAACAUCUACUGUGUGACUCACCAAAUUCCCACUUGCUCCAUGUGUAAAGUCUUCGGCCAACAUAAAGACUGUGAGGUGUCACCACUUGCUAGUGUCUAUCAGGCUCAAAAAGGGGAGCUGAGUAAUGCCAUCGAUGCUCUUGUAGCAGUUAAUGGUCGCCUUCAAGCGUUGCUUAACCAGAUGGAGGAGGCCUGCACAACUGUUCAGGACAAUGCUCAAGGUGCCAAGCAAAGGCUUGGUGAAUGCUUCGAUUCCCUGUAUGCAGCCUUGGAAGAGCGUAAGAAUGCCCUCUUGGAACGUAUAACCAAGGAGCAAGAUGAGAAGAUAGAUGCCCUCAGGAGUCUGGCCAAGCGUUAUGGGGAUCGUCUUCAGGCAGCCACAGAGUUGACAGACACGGCCCUGCAGGCACUGGAGCAAAGCAGUGCUGCAGAUUUCCUGCUGGCCUCCAAGAACCUGAUUGCACAGACAAAGGACGUGACGAAGAGCUCAUUGGCUGAAGAAAGGCCUGAGCCAGGCUUUGAAAGAAUGGACCAUUUCACUCUGGAUACAGAACAAGUGGAGACUUUGUUGUCCAAGAUGGACUUUGGAGGAGAUGAUGAUGAAGAAUUUGAAGAUGCUGAAGAUCAGGAAGAGGAGUAAAUGGGAAUAGUUUUCUAGAGGGCAAAUAGGAUGUGAUGAAGGACAAGAUCAAGCAAGGACAAUAGCAAUGAGAAAGACGCAGGUUUAAUGUUCGUAUAUCACUGCUAAGCAGUGUCAGCAUUUCAACUUUUAUGACAAUAAGAAUAUUUCAGAAUAACUAGGUGCCACUUUUAUACUUUUUAUGAUGUAGUUGCUGUUGUCACUUUAAAAGUUAUCUUCUUUUACAUGUUUUACUUAGCAUUGUUGUAACAGUAUGUGGUUAUACAGUUCUGUUUACUCAAAUGUGGACUUAAUGCUUUGAUAUUAAAUAAAAUGUUCAAAUUUA